This is a messenger RNA of Acyrthosiphon pisum (pea aphid), 509 nucleotides long. Its product is annotated as transmembrane protein 179. The record is from RefSeq and is a predicted model, not a curated record. Bases 183 to 494 code for a protein of 103 amino acids. The transcript has 2 exons. Lineage: Eukaryota; Metazoa; Arthropoda; Insecta; Hemiptera; Aphididae.
UUGUAAAUAUCCAUUGUUUGUUAAUAAAGAAAAAACAAAUUUCACUUUUUUUUUGACUAAAACAAGGAAUAUAAUUUUAAUUUAAUUAUAUUUAAUUAUACUUUAUUUUUAACCUUCUCAUUACUCAAUUACAUGUAGUUACCCAUGUUUAUUUUCGUUUGGAUAAUUACAAUUAAAAAUCAAUGGCGCUCACAAAUAAAUUAUUAUUGAGUCAAGUAGCUGGUUAUACCAUAGCAGCAAUUCUUUCACUAUGCAUCAUUAUACCGAUGAGUCUUCAUCAAGAUGAAUUUAAAGGACAUUGUCUUUUAUUCUCUUCUGGUCAAUGGCUUGAGAAGAAUGGUCAAUUUUUAGUAAAUUGGGCAUCUCAAGCUUAUUGUAACUAUUCAAUUUUUGUUGGAGUUUUGCUGUUAGUGAUAUCAUCAAUACAGACCUAUAGGAUGUCAAUUUUUGCUUAUAAAGGAACUGACAGGUUUGUAAUCCAAAAAUUUUUCUAGAUAUUGUUUUAUAUU